AUGGACGCUCGCUACUUUCCUGGGAAGUCGAAGCGUAGAGCUGUUGAUGUUACAUAUUCUCAUCAUUUGCGUGUCAGCAUUUUUUAUGUUGUUAUAGAUUUGCAUUUUCAAGAGCUUAACCGUCGCUUUGAUGUUGUGAGUACUGACUUACUCCUCGGUAUGGCUAGCUUAAAUCUAGUUAAUUUAUUUGGUAAUUUUGAUAAGAACAGGAUAAUGAGGUUGGUUGAAUAUUAUCCGAAUGAGUUUGAUAGCAUCAAGCUUCGAGAUCUCAGUUGUCAGCUUGAUAGUUUUAUAGUUUAUGCCCGUGGUGUUGACAAGAGGUUCUUUGGCAUGAAGGGAAUUAGUGAUCUUGCUAAAGUGUUGGUUAAGUCAGAUCUGCAUCAAACUUGGCCACUUGUUUAUUUGCUUAUCAAGUUGACUCUCAUUCUUCCUGUUGCUAUAACUUUUGUGGAACGAGCUUUCUCAUCCAUGAACUACAUCAAAAGUGAACUUUGUAACAACAUCAGUGAUGAAUUUUUAAAUAGUUGUUUAGUAUGCUAUGUAGAGCGUAAGAUAUUUUCAAGUGUCAGCAAUGAUGCUAUUAUUCAUCGUUUUCAACAUAUGAAAAGUCGUCGAGCACAAUUACGAGAUAUGACUAGAAGUCCUUUUUUUGUAAUGAUAACAUUAUUAUCGUGA
Nicotiana tabacum (common tobacco) is the source of this 675-nucleotide messenger RNA. RefSeq lists its product as uncharacterized. The record is from RefSeq and is a predicted model, not a curated record. Gene Ontology annotation, molecular function: protein dimerization activity. Lineage: Eukaryota; Viridiplantae; Streptophyta; Magnoliopsida; Solanales; Solanaceae.